Molecule: messenger RNA, 4261 nt
Organism: Jaculus jaculus (lesser Egyptian jerboa)
Lineage: Eukaryota; Metazoa; Chordata; Mammalia; Rodentia; Dipodidae
Gene: Msh6
Product: mutS homolog 6
Exons: 10
Coding region: 74-4162 (1362 amino acids)
Biological process (GO): mismatch repair
Cellular component (GO): nucleus; MutSalpha complex
Molecular function (GO): ATP binding; ATP-dependent DNA damage sensor activity; mismatched DNA binding
Source: RefSeq, a predicted model, not a curated record
CGCCAGCAGAAGCCGCGCGGCGGAUGCGGUGCCUUUCGGCGCUCGCGGUUGCCUCCGCCGCCCCGUGGUCGCGAUGUCGCGGCAGAGCACGCUGUACAGCUUCUUCCCCAAGUCCCCGGGGCUCAGUGAUGGCAAGAAGACCCCGGCCAGGGCCUCCGCCGCCGCCGCCGCCACCCCCGGGGCCUCCUCCUCUCCAUCCCCUGCCGGGGCUGCGGCCUGGAGCGAGCCCGAGGCGGAGCCGGGCUCCAGGCCCUUGACGGUGUCCGCUUCGCCGCCUAGGGCGAGGAACGUCAACGGAGGGCCGCGGAGGUCGUCCGCGGCGCCGGCCGUCCCCGCCACCAGUUCCUGUGACUUCUCCCCAGGUGAUUUGGUGUGGGCCAAGAUGGAGGGCUACCCCUGGUGGCCAUGUCUCGUGUACAACCACCCGUUUGACGGAACGUUCAUCCGAGAGAAAGGGAAAUCGGUCCGUGUGCACGUACAGUUCUUUGAUGACAGCCCGACAAGAGGCUGGGUUAGCAAAAGGCUAUUAAAGCCGUACACAGGUUCAAAGUCAAAGGAAGCCCAAAAGGGAGGGCAUUUUUACAGUUCCAAGUCUGAAAUACUUAGAGCAAUGCAGCGUGCAGAUGAAGCCCUAACGAGAGACAAGGCGAAGAGGCUUGAACUGGCCGUGUGUGACGAGCCCUCGGAGCCCGAGGAGGAGGAGGAGACAGAGGUGCGCGAGGCCUACGCCUAUGAGAAGAGCGAGGAAGACGACGAGGCCGAGAGCGAGGGAGCAACGCCCAAGGCGCAGGGGCCCCGGCGGAGCAGCCGGCGGGUGAAGAAGCGCAAGGUCAUCUCGGACUCGGAGAGCGACAACGGCGGCGGCGGCUCCGACGUGGAAUUCAAGCCGGAUGCUAAGGAAGAAGGCAGCAGCGAUGACAUGAGCAGCGGGAUGGGGGACAGUGAGAGCGAAGGCCUGGACAGCUCCUUCAAAGUGGCCUCGAAGAAAAAGAGGGCGGCUGGCAGCAGUGCCUUUAAGAGGAAAGGAUCGAGGAGGGAGGCGGCGGCCUCCACCCCGAAACGUGCCGGCGGCGUCUCGGCGGAGACCAGGAACACGCUGAGCGCCUUCUCGGCGCCUCCGAACGCGGAGCCCCAGGCCCAGUUUGGUGGGGGAGGCGAUGAGGGCAGCCGCCCCGCCGUCUGGUAUCACGAGACUCUCGAGUGGCUUAAGAAGGAAAAGAGGAGAGACCAGCACCGGAGGCCACCCGAUCACCCUGACUUUGACGCGUCCACACUCCACGUGCCCGAAGACUUCCUGAAUUCCUGUACUCCUGGGAUGAGGAGAUGGUGGCAGAUUAAGUCUCAGAACUUUGACCUGGUUAUCUUUUACAAAGUAGGAAAGUUCUACGAACUCUAUCACAUGGAUGCUGUGAUCGGUGUCAAUGAGCUUGGGCUGGUGUUCAUGAAAGGCAACUGGGCCCACUCCGGCUUCCCUGAAAUUGCAUUUGGCCGCUACUCCGACUCCCUCGUGCAGAACGGCUAUAAAGUGGCCCGAGUGGAACAGACGGAGACUCCAGAGAUGAUGGAGGCCCGGUGCCGCAAGAUGGCACACGCCUCGAGGUUUGAUAAGGUGGUGAGGAGGGAGAUCUGUAGGAUCAUCACCAAGGGCACGCAGACGUACAGCGUCCUGGAGGGUGACCCCUCCGAGAACUACUGCAAGUAUCUCCUCAGCCUCAAGGAAAAAGAGGGGGACUCCUCCGGCCACACCCGUGUGUACGGCGUGUGUUUUGUUGACACGUCACUGGGCAAGUUUUUCGUAGGCCAGUUUUCCGAUGACCGCCACUGUUCCCGACUGAGAACUCUGGUGGCGCACUAUCCUCCAGCCCAAGUCCUGUUUGAGAAGGGAAACCUCUCGGCAGACACGAAGACGGUCCUGAAGGGUUCGUUGUCCUCUUCCCUUCAGGAAGGUCUUAUGCCAGGGUCCCAGUUUUGGGAUGCAGCCAAGACUUUGAGAACGCUCCUCGAAGAAGGAUACUUUACCGAAAAACUAAGUGGAGAGGACGGGGCAGUGUUACCCCAGGUUCUUAAAGGUAUGACCUCCGAAUCCGACUCUCUCGGUUUGACCCCAGGAGAGAAGAGCGAACUGGCUCUCUGUGCCUUAGGUGGUUGUGUUUUCUACCUCAAAAAAUGCCUCAUUGAUCAGGAGCUCUUAUCAAUGGCUAACUUUGAAGAAUAUAUUCCCCUGGAUUCUGACAUGGUCUGCACAAGACCAGGUGCUGUCUUCACAAAAAGCAAUCAACGAAUGGUGCUAGAUGCAGUGACGUUGAACAACUUGGAGAUUUUCCUGAACGGGACCAACGGGUCUACGGAGGGGACCCUGCUCGAGAGGAUUGACACCUGCCACACCCCCUUUGGAAAGCGGCUCCUCAAACAGUGGCUCUGCGCCCCACUCUGUAGCCCCUCUGCUAUCAACGACCGUCUAGAUGCCGUGGAAGACCUCAUGUCUGUGCCCGACAAAAUCAGCGAAGUCUCAGAACUCCUAAAGAGGCUUCCAGAUCUUGAGAGGCUGCUGAGUAAAAUUCAUAAUGUCGGCGCGCCUCUCAAGUGCCAGAACCACCCAGAUAGCAAGGCUAUAAUGUAUGAAGAAACUACGUACAGCAAAAAAAAGAUUAUUGAUUUUCUUUCUACCCUGGAAGGAUUCAAAGUCAUGUGUAAAAUUAUAAGCAUUAUGGAAGAACUUGUCGAUAAUUUCAAGUCUAAAAUCCUGAAGCAGGUUGUGACUCUGCAGACAAAAAGUCCCGAGGGCCGCUUUCCCGACCUGACCGCGGAACUGAACCGGUGGGACACGGCUUUUGACCACGAAAAGGCUCGCAAGACGGGACUGAUUACUCCCAAGCCAGGAUUUGACUCCGAUUACGACCAAGCACUCGCCGACAUCCGAGAAAACGAGCAGAGCCUCCUGGAGUACUUGGAUAAACAGCGCACCCGAAUAGGCUGUAAGACCAUAGUCUACUGGGGCAUCGGUAGGAACCGGUACCAGUUGGAAAUUCCUGAAAGCUUCACCACCCGCAAUUUGCCAGAAGAGUACGAGUUGAAAUCCACCAAGAAGGGCUGUAAGCGCUACUGGACAAAGACCAUUGAGAAGAAGUUGUCCAGUCUUAUGAAUGCUGAGGACCGCAGGGACACGUCGUUGAAGGACUGCAUGCGGCGCCUCUUCUUGAACUUUGAUAAGAAUUACAAGGACUGGCAGGCUGCUGUAGAGUGCAUUGCGGUGUUCGAUGUCUUACUGUGUCUGGCUAAGUACAGUCAAGGAGGAGACGGUCCUAUGUGUCGCCCAGCAAUUCUGUUACCAGGAGAAGAUACUCUACCCUUCUUAGAGCUUAAAGGAUCACGACACCCUUGCAUUACCAAGACUUUUUUUGGAGAUGAUUUUAUUCCUAACGACAUUUUAAUAGGCUGUGAAGAAGAAGGGGAAGAAAAUGGUAGCGCUUUUUGUGUGCUUGUUACCGGACCGAAUAUGGGGGGCAAAUCUACUCUUAUAAGACAGGCUGGUCUGCUAGCGGUGAUGGCUCAGAUGGGCUGUUUUGUACCUGCGGACGUGUGCAGGCUUACACCGGUCGACAGGGUGUUCACUAGACUCGGUGCCUCAGACAGAAUAAUGGCAGGUGAAAGCACCUUCUUUGUUGAAUUGAGUGAAACUGCCAGCAUUCUUAGGCAUGCGACAGCGCACUCCCUGGUGCUUGUGGAUGAGCUAGGAAGAGGUACUGCAACAUUUGAUGGGACAGCAAUAGCAAAUGCAGUUGUCCAAGAACUUGCUGAGACCAUAAAGUGCCGCACACUAUUUUCUACUCAUUAUCAUUCAUUGGUAGAAGACUACUCUAAAAAUGGUUCUGUGCGUCUUGGGCAUAUGGCAUGCAUGGUAGAAAAUGAAUGUGAAGAUCCCAGCCAGGAGACUAUUACCUUCCUCUAUAAAUUCAUUAAGGGAGCUUGUCCUAAGAGCUAUGGCUUUAAUGCAGCAAGGCUUGCUAAUCUUCCAGAGGAAGUUAUUCAGAAGGGACACAGAAAGGCAAGAGAAUUUGAGAAGGUGACUCACUCACUACGACUAUUUCGGGAAAUUUGUCUGGCUUGUGAAAGGUCGACUAUAGAUGCUGGAACUGUCCAUAAGCUGCUGACUUUUGAUUAAGGAAUCGCAGACUACAUUGGAAGCUUUGAGUGGACUUUUGACAAAGGUGGUAAAUUCAGACAACAUUAUGAUCUAAUAAACUUUAUUUUUUAAAAAUGA